Molecule: messenger RNA, 765 nt
Organism: Suillus fuscotomentosus
Lineage: Eukaryota; Fungi; Basidiomycota; Agaricomycetes; Boletales; Suillaceae
Product: Chloroperoxidase
Exons: 2
Coding region: 1-747 (248 amino acids)
Molecular function (GO): peroxidase activity
Source: RefSeq, a predicted model, not a curated record
AUGUCGACUUCAAAUCGGACUUCACAUCCUUUCAUCCCCGCUACUCCGGGCGAUCGACGUUCUCCUUGUCCAGCACUCAACGCACUAGCAAAUCAUGGCUACUUGCCCCGCAAUGGACAGAACAUUGGACUUUGGCAUCUGAUACGCGCGGUCCAAGAAGUGUACAACCUGUCCUUUAUAUUGGCAACCUUACUCGCCUUGGCAGGAAUCCUGCUUUGUGGUCAUGCCUUUCGUUUGGACCUUGACGCACUGGCUAUCCACAACAAAAUCGAACACGACGCAUCCCUCGUUCAUGCAGAUGCAUCGGGUCAGCAGCGUGCACCUACUGAGGUCGACCCAAAACUUCUCAAGUCAUUUCUAAGCCAUGCAGAUCCUCAAAGAGGCACGAGUCUGUAUGACCUCGCGCAAGUGCGCAUAUCUCGCGAGGCCCAGCUGGCUCAUCCACUCGACCUCAUCCAUUCCCAGAUCGGGGCUGCUGAGGCAGCCUUGUGUUGGUUGCUUCUUAAGCAAGACACUGGUCGCAUCCCUUCAAGCAUACUCUUGCAAUGGUACGGGGAAGAACGCCUGCCCGACAAUUGGGCACGACCACGUCAUGUUAUAGGGUUGCUCGAUGCGCGCGCAAAGGCGGCGGAAGUGGCACACAUCAUGAACAGUCACAGAAAGUCUACAUGGCGUGGUACACCGUCGUCUUACAGCCUCAAUGCCUUCGUAUCAGGAUUAAGGACAAUACUUAAGUGCGAUCCAUAAUGCCUGCAAUAUAUUUAC